CAACAUCGACGCAGCUGCUGGGAGCCGGGAACUGGGAGGGGUCUUUGCAGGCGCCUCCGCGGUUGUUGGCGUCCUCGGCGCUGCGCUUUGGGAAGAGGGCUCUCCCGUCGGCCACCCAGGGAAGACCACCCGGAUCGCGAGGAGAAGCUCUGCUUAGCGGCGACAAUGCGUGAAUAUAACGAAAACAAGGAGACAUGUGGGACCAUCUGCCUCAAAUAUCUGCUCUUCAUCUUCAACUUCUUUUUUUGGUUGGCAGGUGGCGCUGUGAUGGCAGUAGGCAUCUGGACUCUAAUAGAGAAGAGUGACUACAUCAGCCUCCUGCAGUCCAAUACGUACAUGGCAACAGCCUAUAUCCUGGUCGUGGCAGGAGUCGUCGUCAUGAUCACGGGCAUCUUAGGCUGCUGUGCCACGUUCAGAGAGCAGCGGAACCUGCUGAGAGCGUAUUUUAUAUUGCUGCUGUGCAUCUUCCUCCUUGAAAUAAUCGCUGGAACCCUGGCCUAUAUCUAUUACCGGCAGCUGAGUACGGAGUUGAAACAAAACCUGAAGGACACAAUGACCCAGAAGUACCGAAAGCCGGGCGAAGAAGGUGUGACAAAUGCAGUCGACAAACUGCAGCAAGAGGGUGGCUGCAUCACGAAGCUGGAAAACUUCAUCCAAGAACAUCUGAAGAUUAUUGGAGCGGUAGGAAUCGGCAUUGCUUGUGUACAGAUAUUUGGGAUGAUCUUCACUUGCUGCUUGUACAGGAGCUUGAAAGCAGAACCUUACUAGAAGUCGAAGCCGCCCACGUGCUCCACUCCCGCCACCCCUCCAGCUCACCACCUGUCCUCCGCCUCGCAGCACAAAAACAUCCAGCUCCGCAAGGAAUUUUUGCUGCUUACUGAAAUUUCUCUUGGUGCCUCUGCCAGUUCCCUGGGAUGCGUCAGAGGAAACCCAGGGAUCACUCGGUCUCUUUGUGUGGCCCCCCCAAAGCACGGUAGUUGCAGGGUUUUUUUCCUGCAAAAAACACACCAGCCCAUUAAAAACCAGGCCCACUGUGCCAUCUGAAAGAGAGAUCAUCCAAGCUGUCGAGGGCCCAGUGCCUCCCAUAUUUCCCUCUCGGCUCUUGUAAUCACCAGGGAGGUUCUCUCUGAAGGGAUGACAACUGGCCACGAGAAUGCGUGACGCGUGUGCGGAUCAGGAGCUGAAUCCUCUCCUGCUGUACCCCAGAGGAAAGGGCUGUCGGGACACGCAGGGGUUCUGACGGCAGCUGUAUCCCAUCCAAGAGGGUCACUGUCUUUGCCAAUGGCUGCCCCUGCUUGGGUAUGCUCUCUCCUCUUGCUUGCCUUAUGGAUGGACCAGGUUACCCAUAUCAGCCUGCUGCUUCUUCCACACUGCCCCUGUCUCGAGGCAGCAGGCCCUUCUGAAGACGAGAGAAGUCUAGUGCCUUUCUAACGAAGCAUCGGAGAUCGUCCUGUUCCCUAUUUUGAAUCCGUGGUCUAUUUUUUUUCUUUAAACGUUCGGGCUUUCACUUAAAUUGGGUUUCGCUAUCUAGAAUGCUGUCAAGGGAACUCCAGUUCUGGAAUGGAGCGGGCCUCCUCCGUAGGAAUUUGCCUCCGUCUCAGAAUGGCACUUCCUUUCGUGGGAGGGGAAGUGCAUCGAUAGCUUUGUAUCCGUCUCCAUAGUCUCGUUAACUGUUGGGCAUCGUCUGGCUGAAGGCGAUAGGGGACCCACUGCUUGUUCGCUCUCAUUAAUUUCCGAAGUAUGAGCAAUGAAAAAGAAAGCCCUGAAACAAAUUGAAGAGUUUAGUGUCUCUUUGCAUCUGCAAUUACUCCAUCCCAGUGGCUGUCCUUAGCUGUGGCGUCCAGCACUGGAUUUGCUAACUUGCCCAAUAACAGAGGGGUGCAUCUAAAGAUGGUCAUGGGCCGCUUCCCUUUCUAAGGUAUCCUUAGCUAAGCCUGAGUAUGCCCGUGCUCGUUUCACAGGCUUGUCGAUUGCACUGCUGCCUCCUGUGUCUGAUUUCAAUCAUGGUGAUCCUCCAGGUAACACUUUCUCCCUUUCGUAUAUUUAAAGUAUCAGCUGUAGUAUCUGCCCUGUUGCCACGGCGGAGUAUCCUGCAGGGGUAAGGGCUGAAUCUCAGUACAAGAUCACAUACUUCACAUGCCUUAGGUCUGAAGUUCAAUCACCAGGUAAACGAAUCAAGUGAUAGGAAAGCUGUCUGACUUGAGACGCGCUAAAGAGCUGCUUCUAGACAGUGGCCCCGGGCACACGGCCCGGAUAUCGCGGGGGGGAGGCGUGGCUAAUUGCCCCGGCGCAGUUUGA
Molecule: messenger RNA, 2298 nt
Organism: Gekko japonicus
Lineage: Eukaryota; Metazoa; Chordata; Lepidosauria; Squamata; Gekkonidae
Gene: CD151
Product: CD151 molecule (Raph blood group)
Exons: 7
Coding region: 166-768 (200 amino acids)
Cellular component (GO): membrane
Source: RefSeq, a predicted model, not a curated record